GAGAGAGAGAGAGAGAGAGAGAGAGAGGGAGGGAGGGGAGGGGGGGCAGGCAGGCGUGAGCUUCUACCUAUUGUUGUUUCUUCUGAUUCUGAGCACCUAUGCUGAGGUUGUGGUUGUACUGCCCAGACCAGCCAAGAGCUUCAGCAGCAAGGGCAUGAGGAGCUGUGCGGCCUGGAGCAGGCUCUACUGGGGAGCCCACAUGUGCCAUCCCAUGUCUUUAUCCAGAAGAUGGGGAGACUGGUUCUAUGCCUAGGGCUUGAGAGCUGAAAAUCACAUGAAGACUGAAUCUGAGUUCACCUGCAUCUGCCCCAGGCUGGAGGUCAUGGCAUUGUGGACCACAGCAAGUCUUCCCGCGGCACUUAGGACCCUGAUGGCCAUAGUGGCUUUGCUAUUGACUGUACUGUGUACACCCUUGGGCAAUGGCCUUCCAGGACCUGGCCAUCCAAGGGUGGCCCUAAGAUGGACCUGUAGCAUCAGAGCCAAGGAGCCUCACCUCUGACCCUGUAUUGUCAAAGCUGGCUCCACUGGACCAAGCUAAACCUGAAAUCCCGAGUCAGAGUCUUCUCCCCAGGACGCAUUGUAAAGAUAGUUGCAGUUAUCUCUGACAUGUCUGUUACAAGGCCACAUAGGUCCUUCUUUGGAAAGCUGGCAUCUGCUGCCUCUCAGUUGUCCUCCCUCCAAAGGCGUGGCUCUUCCUUCUAUGAGGAGAUUGACUAAGUGUGUCGUUGAGUCUGGAUCUGAGAAAUGAGAGACUCCUUUUCUCUGUCUAGGGCUCAGCAUUCUGGGGAGUUAGGCACUCAGCAUGUUGAUAAAAUAAGUGCACCUUCUAUGGACAGUAGCUGCUGUCUGUGAUGGGCAGUGGUUGCAACUCUUGAGGAGUACUGCAGCUAGCCCAGGGCCCAGUAGGGGGGUCAUCCAGGGGCCCUGACCUCCUCAUCCCCAUCUUACAGCCUUGCUCUCAGGCUCACUGCAGAGUGUGGUUUCUCUCACCUGCUUGGAUGACAUCCUGUCCCCAAGCCUGGGCAUGCCAGGCUCUGCAUGACAAGAAGUUUAACUGACCCACCAUGCCUGCUCCGCUGGCCCUGGUGGGUAGGUCUUCGUGACAAAGCCAGGGGUGCUCUGGAUUGGGAAGGGCCAUAUCUAAGUUGGACCCAAGGGCAUGAAGAACACUGCACAGGGCCUCAGAGACUUGGUACCAAAAACGCAUGUGCAAUCUGUUCACAGUCUGUGUUGACUACAUGUUGAAAUGAUAUUUUUGGAUAUAUUAGGUUAAAUAAAACAAAACGUUUCUCCCAAUAUUCUCAUUAUGGCUCUAGGGAAGGCUGAGUGGCCUCAUUUGUGACUGCCAUCCUACCCUCUGGGUGUCUUUUCCCAGAUUCAGGGCUAGCUAUGUCCCAUUUGCCUGGGACCCUCACUUUCUGCUCUAUGUGUGUGACUCAGGGCCUGUGAAGGUUCAUGGACAACCUCUUCACCAUGGCCAUAACCCAGUAGCUCCAGAGCCAGAGGAGACCCUUUUGCAAGAAAAAUGCUUCAUAGUCCCUCCACAUCUUUCCAGGAACCAGAAGUUAGGGAGCCUGCAGGACAGGGUGGAUGAGGACUCAGGUUCCACUGGCAGUUGGCCAUGAAGUCAUAGGGUUCUGAUGAGAAAAGGAAGGUUCUAGACUAACUCGGCUGUACCUGCCUCCUUCAGCAGGAUUCACUGAGGAGGCAGGUAUAAGGGCAGGACCCCACUACCUCAUACUUCAACUGCUCUCAGGGAAUCCACAGCCUUUCCUCCUGAGUCAUCUUCUCCCAAAGGUCCACAGUCUCCUCUCCAACCCUGUCUUCUCAAGAUCCAGACCUCUCCUCUUGACCCUCACCUCCCUAAGUCCCACAGCCUCUCUAAAUCCUUGCCUACACUGUCCCAAAGCCUUCUCUUCUGCCCCUCAACUGGUCCCCAGUCCCUGCAGCUUUCUGGCCCUGAUUACUCGCCUCCCUUCAGCCAACCUCUCAGCCACCCUGGCCUUGGUGUCCAGCUCUGGGCAGUCACAGGAGCUGAUACCAUAACCUGAGCUACAGGUGGUGACUGCAGGUGAAGCCAUGUCAGAGCUAGCAGACAGCUCCUCACUCGGACUUUCACCUCCUUCACAACUGAGCAACGUCACACUCGAGGACCUGGAGCUGCUCUUAACAGAAGGCCUAGCUAGUCCUGAGCCCUUGUGUGUGGAGACCCCGGAGAGGUAUGAGUGCAGUGGCCUGGUAUCCAGCUCCUUAAUCCCUGAACACGACACUCCUAAGCAGCGGAAACUGCUGGAGCAAUGGGUAGCUGAGCUGCAGGCUGAGGUGCUUCGCCUGAGGGGACACAAGGACCGCUGUGAGCAUGUCACACUGGGGCUGCUUCGUGAGCUGCUGCAGGUCCGUGCCCAUGUGCAGCAGCAGGCCUCCGAGCUGCACCAGCUGAGGCAAGAAGUGCAGCAGGCAGCUCGGAGCCCUAAGAAAGAGGCGCUAGAGUUGUCUGGGCCUCAGAGCCAGAACCAGAUAAAAGCCCUGGAUAAAAGGGCAACUCCUUGUGCCAGGCUGGUGGAGGUCCGAGAGGCUUUGACACAGAUCAGGAGGACACAGGUGCUACAGGACUCAGAGCGGAAAUGUACCGAGCAGGAGAUAAGUCUCAGGGUGACCAAGCUGACUGACUUGCUGAGGCAAGAGGAGCAGGGCCGGGAAGCAGCCUGCAGCACCCUGCAGAGGAACCAAGAGGACACCAACCAAAAGGUGGACCGUGGGUUGGCCAAGAUGCAGGACCAGGUGACUAAAUUCAGUGAGGAUCUGAGCAUCCGCUUCCUAAAGAGGGAGACCAAACUGUGCAGUUUUCUUCAGAAGUGUUUCAUGGCCAUGGAGCAGAGAAUGAAAUCUUCAGAGAGCACACGACUGAUGGCAGAAAGCAGCCUUCGAGAGGAACUGGAAAGCCGCUGGCAGAAGCUGCAUGAACUGACAGAGGAGCGCUUGCGGGCCCUGCGGACACAGCGUGAGGAGGAGGAAGGUCACCUGCUGGAGCAGUGCCGGGGCCUGGACAAAGCCGUGGUCUACCUGACGAAGUUUGUGCGACAGAACCAGGUGUCGCUGAAUCGUGUCCUGCUGGCUGAACAGAAGGCUCGGGAGGCCAAGGUGAGCUUGGAGGAGAGCCAGGCUGGAGAGCUGGCCACAUACGUCCAUGAGAAUCUGGAGGCGGUGCAGAUGGCUGGCAAGCUAGCCCAGCAGGAAACCCAGGGUGCACUGGAACUGCUCCAAGAGAAGAGCCAGGUCCUAGAGGGGUCAGUGGCAGGGCUGGACCAGAAGCUGAAGGGCCUGAAUGACCACUGUCUAGCUCUCAGCUGGAAGCUAGACCUGCAGGAGCGAACAGUAGACCUGAAGCUGUCCCAGGUGCAGGCUGCAUGGGAAGGUGUGGAGAGGAAGUCCCUGCAGGGUCUGGUCCAGUGGCUGAAAGAGGUCUCAGCUCACUUGCAGGAGGUGCAGGAAAAAGUGAACAGCCUGCCCCAGCAGAUAGAAAGUGUCUCCAACAAGUGUGUUCUUCACCAGAAUGACGUGGACCUGAAGAUCUCUGCUGAGGGCAAGGCCAGAGAGUUUGCAGUUGACGCUCUGCGACAGGAGCUAGCCACCGUGCUGAUGUCUGUGCAGUUUCUGAAGGAGGAGAACCCUGGGCGUAAGAUUGCAGAGAUCCAGGGCCAGCUGGCCACGUUUCAGAAGCAAAUAAUAAAGUUAGAGAACAGCCUCCAGGCCAACAAGACCAUCCAGAACCUCAAGUUUAAUAACGAGACCAAGCUGCGCACAGAGGAGAUUGCAACCCUGCGGGAGAACAUGCUGAGCCUGUGGAGUGAGGAGGGCCCCUGGCCACUGACGCUGGGCAGCAAGCGGGUAUUCAUGUCCCUGGUGAGGCAGCGGUUCUUCAUCAAGGACAUAGCCCUGGGCGAGCUGGUCUCUGUGAACUCCUGGGGCGUGUAUCAGGCUGUGAGGUGGCUUCAGUGGAAGACAGUCCUCUUGAACUUGAUGGCCCAGCAAAGACCAGGAGCAAUCUCAGCGAUGACCCACUGGAAGCCUGUACCCAAGAUCAUGUCUCUGACCCUGUCCCAGAAAUAAAGACGCCAGUUCUCGUA
Messenger RNA from Peromyscus maniculatus bairdii (prairie deer mouse), 4127 nucleotides. NCBI's taxonomy places the organism in Eukaryota, Metazoa, Chordata, Mammalia, Rodentia, Cricetidae. The record is from RefSeq and is a predicted model, not a curated record.